Molecule: messenger RNA, 600 nt
Organism: Penicillium brasilianum
Lineage: Eukaryota; Fungi; Ascomycota; Eurotiomycetes; Eurotiales; Aspergillaceae
Source: the annotation of a GenBank genome assembly
AUGGAAUCUUCUUCUCAUGUGCCUGUCCAGCAAGGACAAGUUCAUAGUCUGGGCUGGUUUCAAUAUGGGUCUGACCCCGAGUCUGAGUUCGAGAUCAUCGCGAGGAAUCCCACUGUCAAACCAUACAGUGUAACCAAGUCAAUGAUAAGUGAAAACACGCCUGCCGAAACACCCAAUGGCGGGGGGAGGGAGACGUCCUGGCCAGACUUUGAGGAGUUCACACGCCUCGUCUGCGGCGACCGCGAACAUUCAAGCCCUUCCCGCAGCUGCAUACUACGGCCGUUCCCUCGUCGGCAAUUCCAAUGCACCGUUACAAAGUGCAGCAGUCGCUUUCGAUAUCUCAAAGGCCUACAGCGUCAUCUGGCCAGCCACCUGGAUGAAAGGCCGUAUGUCUGCUGGGUUCUAGAGUGCCAGCGCCCCUUCACCCGUGGCGACAACCUCAAAGCCCAUUAUGCAACGCAUGGUAGACCAGAAGGCCGCAAUCGCUACGUGGCUACUCUGGAUCGGACUAGCUCAGCCUACGAUUCUUGUUUUCGUGGACGGCUGACGUCCGAUGGGCGGCCGGUCAUGGAGGGAAAUGCAGGCUCGUCCGAUAUGUAA